This is a messenger RNA of Mandrillus leucophaeus (drill), 1494 nucleotides long. RefSeq names its product rhophilin associated tail protein 1-like (gene ROPN1L). The record is from RefSeq and is a predicted model, not a curated record. The coding region runs from base 827 to 1423 and encodes 198 amino acids. NCBI's taxonomy places the organism in Eukaryota, Metazoa, Chordata, Mammalia, Primates, Cercopithecidae. The transcript has 5 exons.
UUGUUAACGGCAACUGCAGCAGCCAGCCAGGUCACCCCCUAAAGCAAAGUUAACACCUUGCAUGGUGCCUUGGUCAGCACCCACCAAAUUCGAGGAUUCUCCUAUCCUUCGACUCAAGGCUCUUUUGACAGAUGUGAUUUAUUUCCUCCUAGAGCCAGUCACAUUGGCUCAGCCACCCUAUCUUAAGAAAACAAAUAUUGUUUUAGCUGGAAACUGCCCACUGCCUAAGUGGCUUUUUAAAUGAAGAACUCAGGUUCACUAAGGCACGGCUUAGGCAAGGGCAUGUGCGAAGUUCGAGGCCUGAGACGUUUGGAGAAGCGGCCCCAGGCGCAGGCGCGUCCCGCAGUGGGGCCCGUGCCGCCUAGGCGAUCAGCCCCUUCAGUUAACUCGCUUCCCUCCUAGCAGGCCCGAGUCCCCUCGCCUCAGCCUCACGCAGCCAGAGCAAGGGGAAGAGGGAGUCCUUCGUGAGUUCGCCGCUCACUUUCGGCGGUGGGAAACCGAUCCGAAGACCCUUUUGUAGGUGAAACGCUCAGCUCGCGCGGCUCUGAACCACUGGGGAGCAGCGGCGGCGGCGAGCCGGACUGCGCCACACCUCCUCGUCCCGCCCCGGGGCGGCUCGGGCCGCCUGCGCGUGCGCGGUGCCAGGGGCGGGGCCUGCUCGCGUCUCGGUUGCCUGGAUACCGAGAGCGUCCGUAGUGGCCGCCGGCGCUGGCGAACUGCAGGGUCUGGGGUGUUAUUGGAGGGGCAGUUGGUCCUCAUUUCUCCCGAAGCCCGCGGAGGAGCGGCGCGCCGCGAUUCCCCAGCCUGGUCCCUUCUGCGGAGAGCGAUGCCGCUUCCCGACACCAUGUUCUGCGCUCAGCAGAUCCACAUUCCCCCGGAGCUGCCGGACAUCCUGAAGCAGUUCACCAAGGCUGCCAUCCGCACCCAGCCGGCCGACGUGCUGCAGUGGUCCGCGGGAUAUUUUUCAGCUUUGUCAAGAGGAGAUCCACUUCCUGUAAAGGACAGAAUGGAAAUGCCCACGGCAACCCAGAAAACAGACACAGGCCUGACUCAAGGACUCCUGAAAAUUUUGCACAAGCAGUGUCACCACAAGCAGUAUGUGGAAUUAACAGAUCUGGAGCAGAAGUGGAAGAACUUGUGCCUGCCGAAGGAAAAAUUCAAAGCGCUCUUACAACUGGAUCCUUGUGAAAACAGAAUCAAGUGGAUAAACUUUUUAGCACUUGGGUGCAGCAUGCUUGGUGGGUCCUUGAACACUGCGCUGAAGCACCUGUGUGAGAUCCUCACGGACGAUCCGGAGGGCGGGCCCGCUCGCAUCCCCUUCAAGACGUUUUCCUACGUCUACCGCUACUUGGCCAAAUUAGACUCAGACGUGUCUUCCUCGGAGACGGAAUCCUACCUUGCCUCUCUAAAGGAAAAUAUGUAAGUAUGCACACAUUCUAGGAUUCAGGUAUGUUGACCAUGGGAGAAUUUCCUGUUUCACUUCCCCCUUGUAGG